AUGCGUCUCCACCUUGUUAUCUCGCGACACGGCCUGCCGGUCACGCGAAUCCUCUGGACAACCGCGGCAGUGUCAGCAGGCGAAUAUGGCGCUCAUCGCCCGGCAUCAGCAGCCGCUGUCGCAUCGUCGCGGGCCCCCAAUAUCGCCUUCUCGAAUGGUGGAUACACCGUCGCGCAACUGCUCGAGGAUGUCAAUGAGGUUGUCCCGCUAGAAACUGAGCCUCAGGUCUUUGAUGCGGAGCUUAGUGGGCAGUGGGGAUUGGAAGACUAUGUCGUUGAGGUUGCCGGCUCGGAAUGCUUGCAUUUCAUGGAAGUUGAUGGGUUGCUUCGGGAUGGCGAUGAAGUCGUUAUCCGUGCCCUCCAGCUGGCAGAUCUUCGCACCAGACGACUCUGUGGUCGUCACCAAAUCACCGCCGAAGGCAAGCAUCUGAUCGACGGUGUGGCAUUUGGUUCACCAUUCUUGAAAAGGACGACAUCUACACGACCGGCAAUUACAAUCCCGCCCAGAAAGAAACGGCGCACUGUUUUUUCGGGCUGGGAGCGGGGUCCGGAUUUUACAGCUGAAGAUGCCCUCGACGCGCCUGUCGAUGAAGAAGGCGACGGAGAAUGGAUGCCGCCUCCAGAAACCGGGUUCGGAAAAGAGCUUUCCAUCAUGCCGGCUGAGCAUGAAGAGUCCAUGGGAACUGUGAUUCGCCAUCCCAUUAAUCACCUCGAGUCUGAAAGCGAAGGAGAUGUUUCGGACAUGGAGGUGGAUGAGAAUGAGCUGGAGAGCGAGCUCCAAGCUCUCAAGGAGGAUUUCGAAGAACCAUCCCAGUUUGUGGAUAUUCGGAGUCAGACUCGGAAUUCUACUGGACAUCCACUACGCGCUGCUUCUAUAGGCAAGCGACCAACCUCCAAAGGAUCACUUGCGGCUGCGUCUUCGCUUUCUAGCAAGCGGUCUCGGGCAGAUGACUCUCCGAGGACUUCAAAGGCCGUGAGAUUCAAUAAAGGAGAAGAAGGUGUCCCUGAGCUUCAGGCUGGAGAGAGCAUUGCGCAAUCUUCUGAUUCUUCCUCAUCAGAUUCCUCUGCCUCGGAGAGUGACUCUGAUUCCGACUCCGAUGAUGCCUCUUCGAGCGAGGUGGAGCCGGCUAAGGAGGCUGUUUCUUCCGACUCAGAUGCCAGUUCUGAUAGCUCUGAUAGCUCUGAUUCUUCUGAUUCUUCUGAUUCCGAGUCCGAAGACGAAGCUCCGCCUGCUCCAAAGACCCAGCCACCGUCUGUUAUCAGCGCACCUGGUGCUGGAUCUAUCCGUACUAAGAAAAGCAACAACCGCCUCAAAAUGCGCCGUCGUCUUUCCAAAUUAAAGGAGCUCGGCGCUCUCCCUGAUGAAGCGGACUUCGAUGCGCUCCGCGCAUGGGAACAGAAGAAUAAUGGCUGGUUCAACCCUGAACAAUCCUUCAACUUGGAAGUGCCUAUUCAAUCAGAGCAACCAGGGCAGUCAUCCGAGAAGUCUGCCAAGCAGCAAAAGAAAGACAAGAAGGAACAGGAGCAGAAAGAGUUCGAAGCCAAACGACAGAAGCUGCUCCAUGCUCUCGCGAUGGGCAAUGGUGUUGAUGUAGACGAAACAUCAGAGAAGGAAAACCACCCGCCUCGCAAAUCUGCUGCUGAAUCUCCUGCAGAUAAAGUGCCUGAGGAGGAGCAACCAGAGAAGGAAUCUUCCAAAGAAGCUUCUCACCGACGGACGUUGGAUGUCGCCAGCUCAAGGCGCAUGCUGUUUGGCUCUCUUGGUAUGCGAACUCCGAAGACCAAGGAGGACGAAGAGGAAACUCGCCGAAAGCUGGCUGCCAAAGCCAGUGCGUGUGGGCCCAAAAAGCACGUUUCGCAGGUUGCCCAUGAAGAGCCCGAUCAGAUGGACGAGGCCGAAGAUGAAUCUGACGAUGGUGGCGAUUGGAUGAACAAGCUAGUCAUUCGUGCCGUCGAGUGUGUCUAUCCUGAGAUUGAAUUGACCGCACCUCCUUAUCCCUUCGUUCAACGCUGGGACAAGGAAGCUAACGCUUUGAUUCGCGAGAAAAAGGGCACCAGCAAGAAGCGGAAGAGAAAGCAACGGAUCCAAGUCUACAACAAUGAGGAGGCGGAAGAGGAGGAGGGAUACGACGAGAACGGAAAUUGGUAUGGUGAUGAUUAUUACCAAGGAGAUGAUCAAGGCUAUUACGAAGCCGCCGCCGAUCCCUAUUAUCAAGGCCACUAUGCAGGCGAGGCUGAAGGUGAGGGUCAACUCAAUUACGACGAAGGCCCCGAACCUGAGCCAACUGCCAAUGCCACCGAUGAUCUGCCUCUUCCGCCCAGUGAUAUGGGCUCUGUUCCUGAUUUGAGUGAGAGCGAACUAAAGGUCGGAGCAAUCAUUGCUUUCCGCCAACUUGACAUGUCCAAAGCUACGAACUGGCAGCCUCAGAUGUCCGAGUACAGAGUGGCAGAAGUGCGGUCUGUCAAAGAGCACGGUGUGGUUAAUGUACUACUAGCAAAGCGAGACCGAAAGCAAUUAUCGGCUAGGGGGGACGAUGAGCUCCGUCAGUUCAGCAAGUUCGAAGUACCCGAUCUAGCGAAUGACGAAGAAGAGGACGAUGGAUACCGUGAGCUUGCGUUUGCGGAAAUAAGCGACCCAAAGCUUCUUCAACCUGCAUCAGGCGACGAGCAAAAAACUCGAGAAGGUAGCAGCAUUGUCUCCGUAGUCGAGGAAUCCGUACCGAACGUCCAGCCUGCGCCAGAGAUGGACCUUGAUGAAACCACUUUUGUCACCAUCGGAAAUGAAGUCAGCCAUCUUGAGUCUCCUCGUGAUUCCAUCGGCCCUGCACCAGUGCCGCAGAUACAGGUCCAGAUUGGAUCCGCGGAACGAAGUGUCACACCUCCCAUUCCAUCCCCUACUUUCACGGGCUUUCACUCCGCGCGGUCCUGGCAGCAACGCACUCCAGGCCCCAACCAAGAAAACAACCUUGAGGGCCAUACUCUCGUCGGAGGCGAAACCCCAUCCGUAGUGAUAAACCACGACGAAGGCCCUUCCAUGCUUUCUUAUACGUCGGCCAACCAAUCCUUCGACGAUGCUGGUGAAACCCCUGACCACCACGAGCGUCAAGUCGUGGAAAGUCUUCCGCCCCCUGAAUCCGGCGGGAGUGGCCCCCAAUCUGGCUCACUUCUUUCGACGAUUCGCGGCGACGGCGCAUCUGGAUCACAGCCCGCUAAGAAGGAAUCCAAGAAGGAGAAGCGCAACACCGCCCCGACAAGCUCGUCCCGGUCGGAGUCGUGGACGGAUCUCCUCAGCAGACUCGGAAACGGAGAGUCUGAUCCAGAUCGUUUGCUCGCUAUCAGCGAUGAUGAUGGGGCCUCUGGAGGAUCCCCGGAGCUGGAGCCGGAGUCAGAACACAGCAAUGGGGACAAUCACUCGUCACACUCAGCGUCGGCCUCCGAGAAAUCCGGUUCCAACUCACCCUCUUCCUCGCCUUCGCCCUCUCCGCAACCACCAACAAGCGCCCAGAAAGACCCCGCAACCACAGACGGCACCCACCUCGUCGACUUCUUCUCCCCUGCCGCCUCUACCCGCUCCAAAAAAUCAAAGCGAGCGCGCGAAUCCGUCGACCACAACUCCAGACCACAACUCCCUACCUCCCAGAUCCCAGCUUCCCAAGCAUCAGCAGUGAUUGAUCUGACCACCAGCCCAGUGGGCAGCCCCGAGCCAGAACACACUUCGACUCCGUCUCGGCGCGCCAAGUCUGCCCUUUUUGGAGCCGACAAGAACUCUCCUCGAUCUGGUCCUUUGCGUGCUUCGACAAGCAAAGUCCAGAAGAUGGUGGGGGUCAGCGUUAGUCCUUCGCAGUCUCAAAGGAAGAAGCGACGUAGUUCAAGAAAGUUCUGA
Penicillium soppii is the source of this 3882-nucleotide messenger RNA. RefSeq lists its product as uncharacterized. Bases 1 to 3882 code for a protein of 1293 amino acids. NCBI's taxonomy places the organism in Eukaryota, Fungi, Ascomycota, Eurotiomycetes, Eurotiales, Aspergillaceae. The record is from RefSeq and is a predicted model, not a curated record. The transcript has 3 exons.